AUGUUGAAGCUCGUCGACAAGAACAGUCCGGAAUACAGCAUUUUUCAGUGUCUUAUGCAGCAACAGGACUUGUUUACCGACCCGAGCACGUUCCCAUGUGUUCUUCCUCCUCUUGCCAUCCUCGAUACCCCUCAUCAGUAUUCCAUUGUCACGAUGCCCACGUGGGGAAGCCCCUUCUACAUCGAAGAGUUCCAAACGAUGCGUGAAGUCUUGCACUUCAUGAAAUGUUUGCUUCAGGGCCUUGUCUUCCUGCAUGCGAAUCGCAUAGCGCACCGAGACAUCUUCGAGUAUAAUGUCGUCGUGAAUUGUUACAGGCUUGACCGAGAUAUGGAUCGUCUGUCUGAAGACUUGGUUGAUCAUCGAAGACGACCAGACGUUCUAUAUGCUCUCAUGGACUAUGACCAGUCUAUAUACCUCCCACAAGUCACUUCGUUGGAGCACUGCCGUCGCCCUGCCCAAGAAGCGUGGGCAGGCGCCGACAUGUACCGGCCAGACGACGUUUGUGUCGGCGAACCGACAUACAACCCUUUUGCGUACGACGUUGCCAUGUUGGGUAAUCUAUUCCGAGUCAACUUCUCAAGGGCGGUUCCACUCAUGCCGGCGUUGCCAGCAUUGUUUGACAAGAUGACAACUCACAUCGUCUCACAGAGGUUCACUGCGGAGGAAGCACUCAAAUUCUUGAAUGACUCGGCGAUGGAUGUCCCCCAGGACGCGCUCGAGGCACCCUUGGAGUUGGGCAUGGAGUACGGUGCCAUGUUUGACUCCGAAGUGUACUGGUCGAGACUACCUCCAGGGCUCCAAGCCAGCUGGACGGAUUACAGGGCUCCCCCGUUACCUCGCUCCUUUUGGAUUCUGAAUUGGUUGAUUCAGAUCCCCAUCUUUCGCCGGGUCAUAGUUCCCGGUCGUCGCUUCUUGGGAAUAUAG
Dichomitus squalens LYAD-421 SS1 is the source of this 924-nucleotide messenger RNA. RefSeq lists its product as uncharacterized. The transcript is spliced from 5 exons. The coding region runs from base 1 to 924 and encodes 307 amino acids. Gene Ontology annotation, molecular function: protein kinase activity; ATP binding. Gene Ontology annotation, biological process: protein phosphorylation. Lineage: Eukaryota; Fungi; Basidiomycota; Agaricomycetes; Polyporales; Polyporaceae. The record is from RefSeq and is a predicted model, not a curated record.